Cinclus cinclus is the source of this 4551-nucleotide messenger RNA. RefSeq names its product B-cell CLL/lymphoma 9-like protein. The transcript is spliced from 7 exons. Bases 16 to 4551 code for a protein of 1511 amino acids. Gene Ontology annotation, biological process: positive regulation of transcription by RNA polymerase II; negative regulation of transforming growth factor beta receptor signaling pathway; canonical Wnt signaling pathway. Lineage: Eukaryota; Metazoa; Chordata; Aves; Passeriformes; Cinclidae. Gene Ontology annotation, molecular function: beta-catenin binding; transcription coactivator activity. The record is from RefSeq and is a predicted model, not a curated record. Gene Ontology annotation, cellular component: beta-catenin-TCF complex.
GCUUUAGCCAAGCCAAUGCACCCUGACAACAAACUGCCCAGCCAUGGCAAGGCAGGCAGCAGCAGUGCCCUGGCCCAGCACCACAAUGUGAACCAAGCACCCACCUGUAACUUGGGCUCAAAGGGUGUGGGGGCAGGCAGCCAUGGCAGCAAGGCCACUCAGAUUUCCCCUGGCAACUCUGGACUGAAAAACAGCCAGAAUGCUGUCCCAAACUUCAGCUCCUUGAAGGGCAAGGCGAAGCGGGAACGAAGCAUCUCGGUGGACUCUGGAGAACAGCGAGAAGGCAGCACCCCAUCACAGGACACAGAAUCCAAAGGUGAGGUGGCUCCCCGCAGUAAGCGACGGUGUGUGCUGGAAAGGAAGCAGCCGUACAGUGGCGAUGAAUGGUGCUCUGGGCCGGACAGCGAGGAAGAUGACAAACCCAUCAGCAGUGCACACAGCUGUCAUGUAGAUCCUGCCAUGUCCGCGGCCCCGCAGCUCGGCCCAGGGUCCAACCCGCUGCCUGCCCUGAGCGAGAGCAGUGCUCCCGGCGUGCCCCACGGUGCUGCCCCUGGCUUGCGGUCAGAGGCUGCAGGAGGCGGAGGCGGCGGAACAGGGAAGCAGCCUACACAGUUUGUUUACGUCUUCACAACGCACCUUGCUAACACAGCUGCAGAAGCUGUCCUGCAGGGCCGAGCUGACUCCAUUCUGGCCUACCAUCAACAGAAUGUCCCACGGGCAAAACUAGACCAGGCUCCACCUGCUUCUAAAGUGCUGGGUGUUGCUGAGUCACUUCCAAUUAACCCUCCUGCUGCCAACACUCCACAGUCCCAGCCACUGGCCCCUCAAGCAAGUCAACCACAACCACAGCCUCCCCCACCCCAGCCUCCAGGCCCACCACCUCAGGCCAUCAGUCAAACACCUUUGCCUGCGCCCAGCAGCCUGCCUCAGGAAGGAACAAGUGAAGAUGGCCGGAGAGAUCUGACUCCCAACUCUUUGGGGAACAAUAGCAGCAACAACCAGCCUCCAAAUAACCAUCCAAAUACGCCCGCUGCAUCUGCCAGCACCAUGCAGCCUGGGCAAGUGGACUCCUCCGCCACACCCAGCUCCAGCCUCCUUGGAGAGGGCCCAGGCCCGGGGAUGCCAGGGAAUGGGCAGGCAGGCGUGGGCCCCAGGAACACCAUGAACUCAGAAGGGCUCUCAAAGGAGCAGCUGGAGCACCGAGAGCGCUCUCUGCAGACCCUGAGAGACAUUGAGCGUCUGCUGCUGCGCAGUGGGGAGGCUGAGCCCUUCCUGAAGUCCAGCCAAAAUGUGGGUGAGGGGGGGACUGCCCCUCAGCCACAGGCUGCCCCUGCCCAGCCCCUUGCGCCCCCUGCUAGCAUGAAGAAGUAUGAAGAGCCUCUGCAGUCCAUGAUCUCCCAGACUCAGAGCCUUGGUGGGCCCAGCCUGGAGCACGAGGUGCCCCACCACCCUGGCGCUGACAUGGGACAGCAGAUGAACAUGAUGAUGCAGCGGCUGAACCAGGACAGCCUGACACCAGAACAAGUGGCCUGGAGGAAGUUGCAGGAAGAGUACUAUGAAGAAAAGCGACGGAAAGAGGAGCAGAUCAGCAUCCAUGGCCGGCCCAUGCAAGAGAUCAUGAUCCCGCAGUCAAUGGGGAGCAUGAUGAUGCGUGGGCCUCCACCACCCUACCACAGCAAGCCUGGAGAGCAGUGGCCACCAGGGAUGGGCAGCCAGCUGCGGGGACCCAUAGAUGUGCAGGACCCUCUGCAGCUGCGGGGAGGACCACCUUUCCCUGGGCCACGGUUCCCUGGGAAUCAAAUGCAGAGAGUCUCUGGCUUUGGAGGGAUGCAGAACAUGCCCUUGGAUGCUCUUGGGCCCAUGAAUGCCAUGCAGAGGCCAGUCAGGCCUGGCAUGGGAUGGAGCGAUGAUAUGUCUCCUAUGGGAGGCCCUGGGAACUUUCCACAAGGCAGCUUGCCCUACCCACCAGGGCAGGGAGACCCAGAAAGGUUUAUGAAUCCCCGUGCCAGAGAGGAGAUCCUGCGGCAUCAGCUCAUGGAGAAACGCCCAGUGGCAAUGCAGAGGCCCAUGGGGAUAUCCAGCAACUCCAUGAGCCAGGGCAUGGAAAUGGAGAGGAUGAUGCAGGCUCACAGGCAGAUGGAUCCAUCUAUGUUUGCUGGGCAGAUAACGGGUGAGAGCCUGAGCAGUGCCCCAAUGGGAAUGGAUUUUCCAGGCACUCGGGGGAUGCUGAGCCCCCCUAUGAGUCAGUCAGGCCUUCGGGACAUGGACACACCCAUGGGCCCUGGCAACCUCAACAUGAACAUGAAUGUCAAUAUGAACAUGAAUAUGAACCUUAAUGUCCAGAUGACCCCACAGCAGCAGAUGAUGAUGUCACAGAAGAUGAGGGGCCCUGAAAUGAUGACUCACCAGGGCAUGAACCCUGAGGAGCUGGCCAGGGUUAGGGCUCAGAAUGGCAAUGGCAGUGCAAUACUAACGGGACCCCAGAAGAUGAUGAUUCCCUCACAGUUUCCCAACCAAGGACACCAAGGUUUUUCGACUGGGCAAGGGUCUUACCCCAACCUGCCCCAGGAGAUGGGCAGUGGCUCAGACAUGUUCAGCCCUGAACAGGGCACUAUGCCUGUUGGAAGCAUCAGUGGCACCACCAGACUCAGCCACAUUCCUCUGCCUCCGGCCUCCAAUCCCACUCCCACACCAGGGGGAAACCUGGCCAACAUGCACCCAGCACCUUCCCGGGGGCUGGGCCGCCGGCCCUCUGACCUCACCAUCAACAUUAACCAGAUGAAUUCCCCCAGUAUGGGUCACCUCAAGUCUCCUACCCUCAGCCAGGUGCAUUCACCACUGGUCACCUCCCCGUCUGCCAAUCUCAAGUCGCCACAGACACCCUCACAGAUGGUGAGCAUGCCACCUUCAAACCAGUCUGGACCUCUCAAGUCCCCCCAAGUGAUGAGUUCCUCUCUCAACAUCCGGUCUCCCACUGGCUCACCAAGCCGCCUGAAGUCUCCUUCUAUGGCUGUUUCUUCCCCUGGUUGGGUGCCAUCUCCCAAAGCCACCAUGCCCAGCCCAGGAGUCAACCAGAGCAAGCAGACUCUCAAUAUGAACUCAUCUGCUUCCAUUGGAGCACUGGAUCAGGGUUCUCUCCCUUCUGGGCCUCGGAGCAGCUCUUCCGCACCAGCCAGCAACACUUCUAGCACCAUGAAUCCGAACAUGCCUUUUACUUCCUCUCCAGAUCCAUCCCCUUCCCAGAACCCACUCUCACUGAUGAUGUCCCAGAUGUCCAAGUAUGCCAUGCCCAGCUCCACGCCACUUUACCACAAUGCCAUCAAAACCAUCGCCACCUCUGAUGACGAGCUUCUGCCAGACAGGCCUAUGCUCCCACCUGGAAGUAUAUCAGGCGUGACUGGGAAUCAGCCAAAUCAACUGCACUUGAACUCUGUGGGGCCUGGAUCCUCUCAGAGCCCCAUGGGAAUGAACCUGCCUGGUCAGCAGCCCCUUUCCCACGAACCACCCCCCACCUCCAUGAUGUCCUCCCCAAACCCUUUGGGCUCCAACAUUCCUAUGCAUCCGAGUGGGCCAGGGGUGGGCGUGCCCCCCCAGAACCCCAUGAUGCUGCCCCCGGGUCCCCAGGACUCCUUGAACCAGCAGUGUGGCCCUGUGCCCAACAGUUCACAGAUGAUUCCUUCUAACCAGCUCAUGUUCCCCCGCAUGCAGCAGCCCCACAAUGCCAUGCCAUCUCCUGCUGGAGGUAUGCCCAUGGCCCCCAGUGCAGGAGGUGGCCCUGGGAUGCAGCAGCAUUACCCGCCAGGGAUGCCCUUGCCACCUGAGGACCUUCCCUCCCAACAGCCUGGCCAGAUGCCCCCUCAGCAGCACAUGAUGGGCAAGAACAUCCCUCCUCGGAUCGGCGAACCCUACCCGCCCGUGCUUCCUGGGGUGGCGUCGGUGCUGAACGACCCCGAGCUCAGCGAGGUCAUCCGCCCCACGCCCACGGGGAUCCCGGAGUUUGACCUGUCCAGGAUCAUCCCAUCAGAGAAGCCAAGCAGCACCUUGCAGUAUUUCCCCAAGAACGACAGCCAGGCACCCAAAUCUCAGCCUUCCAACCUCCACCUCAUGAACCUGCAGAACAUGAUGGCUGAGCAGCCCCCCGUGCGUCCAGGUAUGAAUGCUCCCAGCCUCCCCGGGCAGCAGGGCGUGCAGAGGGGACUCAGCAUGCCCAUGUGCCAUCCUGGACAAAUGCCCAUGCUGGGCAGGACAGGCAUACCGCCACAGCAAGGCAUGAUGGGCAACAGCAUGCACCAGGGCAUGAUGUCUCCACAGCAGAGCCUGAUGGCCCAGCAGAAUUUCAUGCUGAUGCAGGCCAAGCAGAGAAGCAUGUCUGUGUCAGGGGAGAUGUAUGCCCAGACAGGACAUAUGAUGUCACCUCAGGGCUCUCUCAUGGGUCCCCCGCCUCAGCAGAACCUCAUGGUCACGCACCAGAUGAGGCAGAGGAGUGUCUCCCUGGACAGCCAGAUGAGUUACAUUCCUGGGCCUGGGAACAUGGCAAACUUGCCUUUUUAA